Molecule: messenger RNA, 1577 nt
Organism: Pseudomyrmex gracilis
Lineage: Eukaryota; Metazoa; Arthropoda; Insecta; Hymenoptera; Formicidae
Product: guanylate kinase
Exons: 5
Coding region: 214-813 (199 amino acids)
Biological process (GO): purine nucleotide metabolic process
Cellular component (GO): cytosol
Molecular function (GO): GMP kinase activity
Source: RefSeq, a predicted model, not a curated record
AUGAACUUGGUUGUUCUCAGGCUUCUCUCUGGAUUUACGUUAAUUUGUGUCAGCUGGCUCCGUACAUGGGCGUUAAAAUUUUAUUGUGUAACAUAUGUACUUUGUACCACUGUAAUUGUUUGUUAAUCGUAGGAAAGUAAAAGCAACACAAACCUCGUCCUGGCUAAUAUAUUCACGACGUGGUUUAGGACAGUAAAGAUAGGUUGUUCUAAUAUGAUUCAAAAAGGACCUCGUCCGUUAGUAUUAUGCGGUCCUUCGGGCAGCGGAAAGAGCACUUUCAUAAAACGAAUGUUUGAAGAGUUUCCUGACACUUUCAAAUUUUCGGUGUCUCACACAACCAGAGCUCCCAGACCUGGUGAAGAGGACGGGAAACAUUAUCAUUUCACGAAUAAAGAGAAAAUGCAGGAACAAAUAAAAAAUGGCGAAUUUAUCGAAAAUGCUACGUACAGCGGGAAUUUGUACGGGACGAGCAAACAAGCGGUUGAAGAAGUGCAGAAAUUAGGAAAAAUAUGUGUAUUAGACAUUGAUGUGCAAGGUGUCGAGCAAAUAAAAUCCACCCAUCUUAAGCCUCUUUAUAUCUUCAUAAAACCACCAUCUCUGGCGGAGUUAGAACGUCGAUUAAAGGAAAGAAAGACAGAAACUGCGGAAUCGCUGGAACGUAGAUUAACAAUUGCCAAAACUGAACUAGAAUAUGGUGAAACACCGGGUAAUUUUGACAUUGUCAUAGAAAAUGACAAUUUUGAGAAGGCAUAUGAGAUUUUACGAAACUUUAUUACAGCUAAUUAUAAUCUACAAGCUGAAACAAGAAGCUAGCAGAUCGUUGGUUUCCUCGUGCUAUUACUUGGUAUAUUCUCUCUUCUGGGUAUUGUAUGUUUAACACGACAAAAAGCAUAAUAUUAUAUUUUUUAAUGAAAUGGUUGCUGACUAUUGUUACAAAUAUAUUUACCGACUAUGUGAACACGUAGAGAGCGUCAGGGUCAGUUCCUAGGAACUGCAAAACAGCUUUUACUUUUUUUUUAAUUGCAGGCUAGAGAAUCAUUAAACAAAAUAGAAUUAUUAUUUAUACUUAUUAGGAUUAUUAUGUAUGUUAUAUUAGAAUUGUCUAUAAAAAUGAUAAUUUAAUGCUUUUAAUACUUUGCAUUUUUGCGAUAACACGCAUUUUUUUUAGUUCUUUUUGAUGAAUAUCACGAAAACAAAAUAGAACGAUUUUUUGUGAGCAUUUUCCAAAACAAUUUCUACUGGCUUUCUCAACGUGUAUGCAUAUACGUAUAUAGUACCGCGCGCGUGUAACUAUAAAUGACAUAAUGCGAAGCGCAUUAUAUCACGUUUGCAUAAUGUUAAUUGUGAAGGUUUUUACUAUUUUGAUAUACUAAUGAUAAAAAUUUACAACAGUCGCAUGUGUGUUCUAUCAAAUCUAAUGUGGUGUUUCAGUGAAACAACACUUAUUUUUAUGACUCACUGAGACAGAUAAGCAUUAACAAAUUAACAAACUGAUUAAAUAGAAAGAUCCAUUCUCUCGCGAAAAGUGCGAGAAAGAUUUCUUAUAUAUAUAUAUAAAAAAAAAACCAAAAAAAAAA